AUGUCUCACCAUCCGUCCAAGUAUUCUUGGCCCGCUCUCUACUUUGGCGCUGGUGCCGUGGAUGCCCAGGAACCCCCUGGUCUGUCCCCCAUUUGA
Molecule: messenger RNA, 96 nt
Organism: Colletotrichum orchidophilum
Lineage: Eukaryota; Fungi; Ascomycota; Sordariomycetes; Glomerellales; Glomerellaceae
Exons: 1
Coding region: 1-96 (31 amino acids)
Source: RefSeq, a predicted model, not a curated record